CAAGAUGAAGGCCGUCUCGCUAUUCAUUGCUGCCAGCUUGUCCAACAUCGGCUACUGCCAGCCGGUCAAACAAGAGAACUCGACCAUUUACAAUCCAAUUCUUCCUGGCUUUCACCCUGAUCCAUCAUGUGUUUUUGUCAAGGAGUGGGACAAUACGUUCUUCUGUGCAACAUCGACUUUCCUCGCUUUCCCUGGUAUACCCAUCUACGCGAGCAAAGACCUUCAAAACUUUAGGCUCAUUGGACAUGCCUUCAACAGACCUGAACAACUUCCUGCUUUUGGGAAUAUUACUGGACAGCAGAAUGGUUGGUAUGCGCCGACUCUGAGGUACCACAACAACCGGUUCUGGAUCAUCAAUUCUUGUGUUGGUAUGUUUUCUAUAAAUCUGUUCUGGGAGUCGAGUCAUGCUGACUCUUUAAUCUUGUUUAAGNGUGCUGCGACUGGUUACUGGAGCACUCCUGAUCCUUACAACAAUUCCGCAUGGACGAACGUUACUCCAACUGACAUCCCUGGAUACGAUCCCGACCUCUUCUGGGAUACCGAUGGCACAAUCUACUCAGCCUUUGCAAAGACAGUACUGAGUGAUCCAUUCACGACUGAAAUUCAUCAGACGGAGGUAUCUAUGCCUUCUGGAAAUACAACCACAGAUCAUUUCUUGUGGAAUGGUACUGGUGUACAGCCUCCGGAGGGCCCACAUAUGAUGAUCAAGGACGGCUAUCACUACCUGCUCCUGGCAGAGGGCGGUACUGCGCAAGCUCAUCAGGUAACUAUCGGCAGAGGCAAGUCUGCUCAAGGACCUUUCGAAUCUGAUCCGGCAAACCCGAUCCUCACAGCAUAUAAUACAAGUGAGUAUUUCCAGACUGUUGGUCAUGCAGACCUGUUCCAAGACUCCGUUGGAAACUGGUGGGGUGUUGCACUGUCUACUCGUUCUGGUCCAGCGUAUGAGACUUGGCCAAUGGGCAGAGAGACUGUCUUGUACCCUGCCAAAUGGGAGAAGGGUCAGUGGCCUGUCCUAGGAGGUCCGAUCAGAGGCAAGAUGGAAGCACCUUUACCUCCUGUCAACAAGAACAUUCGUGGCACUGGCGCGUUCGUGAAGGACCCUGAUCACUACACUUUCCCUCCUGGCUCGUCUAUCCCAUAUCACUUCUCUUACUGGCGCUUCCCUCAGACCCAGAACUAUGCUAUUUCUCCCAAAGGCCAUGCGAACACUUUGAGGCUACUUCCAUCCCGCGCCAACUUGACUGGAGAUGCUGCCUUUGUCCCUACCGAUGGCAUUACUUUCAUCGGCCGCCGACAAACCGACACUCUCUUCACCUACAGUGUGGAUGUCAACUACUCACCAUCAGAAGUCGGAGAAGAAUCAGGUGUCACGCUGUUCCUCACACAAAGCUACCACAUCGACCUCGGUAUUGUUCGUCUCAACAAGACUGGCAAUUAUCUCCGCUUCCGCGCCGAGGGUCCCAAUGCACCAAGGGAGACUGUAGUCGCCAUCACCCAGAAAUGGUGUGACCAAGGCAUGCAAUUGCAGAUUCAAGCCUACAAUGUCACACACUUAUCCUUCUCUGCUGGACCGAAGGGUGGGCAAAUCAAGCAGAUUGCCAUUGUUCCUGCUACUAUUGUGUCGAACGGAUUUACUGGUGAGUACAAUGUGUUUUCCAAUGCCAUGAACAAGNGUUCUUUCGUUGGUGUUUAUGCGACCAAUAAUGGCAAGGCUAAGGGAAAGACUCCUUCGUAUAUCAGUAAUUGGGUCUACCAAGGUCAGGGACAGUACAUCGGUAGUGGAGAGUUCUACCCGAGCAAUGGUCAGAAAUCAGGCGCAGGAUAC
Messenger RNA from Aureobasidium vineae, 1825 nucleotides. The record is from the annotation of a GenBank genome assembly. Lineage: Eukaryota; Fungi; Ascomycota; Dothideomycetes; Dothideales; Saccotheciaceae.